Molecule: messenger RNA, 459 nt
Organism: Anopheles marshallii
Lineage: Eukaryota; Metazoa; Arthropoda; Insecta; Diptera; Culicidae
Product: protein PBDC1
Exons: 1
Coding region: 1-459 (152 amino acids)
Cellular component (GO): cytoplasm
Source: RefSeq, a predicted model, not a curated record
AUGGACGUCCUCUCGAGACCGGCGGAUGAAUUCGUCAAUGAUGGAACCGUGGAAGAACUAUGGGCUGUAAAGGCGGUCGAUCAUGCUGAGGUACACUUCAAUCUUCUUUGUAGUGUGGAUCCACGCUUACUUCGCCUAACACCGUACGACGAUGAAAUAUAUGAGCAGUUCCGACGCAUGUUUCCGGACAUGGAUGUGCGAGUGGUGAACGAAAACCAACUGAAGAAUUCUGAUGCAAAAACCAAAUGGAGAACUUACGUGGAUAAGUUUAAUCGACUAGAAGAUUUCAGCUAUGGCACUUUGCUGCGUGCCGAUGCAGAAGAAGAAUUCCGACCAGAAAACGCAAUCCUGGUAGUAAGAAUUCAAUUCUGGGCGAUCGAGGUAGCGAGAAAUCGGGAAGGACUUAACGAUAGCGUCAGGAUGAAGUUCCGCGGAAAAAAUAUUAAUAGAAAUAUCUAA